Molecule: messenger RNA, 1866 nt
Organism: Trypanosoma grayi
Lineage: Eukaryota; Euglenozoa; Kinetoplastea; Trypanosomatida; Trypanosomatidae
Exons: 1
Coding region: 1-1866 (621 amino acids)
Biological process (GO): cilium movement; outer dynein arm assembly
Cellular component (GO): cilium
Source: RefSeq, a predicted model, not a curated record
AUGCAGCGUCGGCACAGCGCAACGAAUGGGUUUCGUGCGGAGCCCAAACAGCAGCAGCAGCAGCAGCCGAAGCGUGGCGGCAGCGCAGGCGUGCGACGCGCCGUUGUGCAGGACACGCCCCAGGACGAGGUGUCCUUCUACACCCAGCGCCUCAGCGAGAUGGGCGCGCAGCACGCCAAGCUAGAGCGCGAGUACCAGCAGCGCCUCGCCGCCAACAGGCGUGCAAUCCGGCAGCUGCACGAUGAGAACACGCACCUCCGCACCAUUCGCGCCUCCGCCGGCGACGUGACCGAGACAGAGAUGGAGCAGCUGGAGCAGCGCAAGUUCCUCGCGGUGCGGCGCCUCAACCGACUGACGCACCAGCUCGAGAAGGUGCAGCGCAACAUUGGCGACGCGGAGGCGACGCAGCGGCUCAACGAGGACUCGGUCUUCACACCGCCGCGUGAAGCGGUCGCCGGUAGCCGCAGCGUCGCGCUGCGCAUCCAGAAGUUAGAGAAGCGACUCGACAAGAUGCUGGCGGAGCAGCAAUGCAUCGCCACUGUCAAGGGUGGCUACGCGGAGAUACUGCAGCAGUUGCAAGAGGAGGGCAUCAACAGGGAGGCGCGCGUGCUCGCGCUGCAGCGAGAUGUGGACGCACGCCACCAGGAGUACGCGCGGCUCGUGCAGAUGUACAACAACGCCACGGCUGACUACCAACGUGUGGAGGAGGAACUUCGCAAUUUCACCGAUUCAUUCCAUCAGGUGCGGCGCAUGAAGGACAAGGCGCUCACCGAGCGGCGCGAGCACGUUGAGCGAGCCCUGCGAGAGACGCGGCGGCUCGAGCAGCUGGAGGUGGAGCUACGCCAGGAGAUGGAGGACGAGCAGCAGCGUAUUGAGGAGGCGGAGACGGAGCAGCAGACGCUGCGGCAGCGGCGGCAGCGUUCGUUGAGUGCGUUGGAGCGGCUCCUAGUAACCCAACCGAAGCAAGAAGAGCAAGAAGACGGCUGUGCGCUUUCGUUUGGCGGGACACCGGAGGACGAGGAACGCGUGCGCGCCUACGAGGAGGCGUUCCGCAACAUGAUGCACGCCACCGGGGCGUCGACGCUCGACGAGCUGGUCACCAAGUACGAGCUGGAGUACGCCACGCGGCUGCAGCUGCAGGAGCAGGAGCGCGGCGAACAGCAGCACCUCGACGCGCUGCGGGAGGAGGUGCGGCGGCUCAAGGAGGAGGUGGAGCGCCACACGUAUUGCGGUGCCGGCCCAACGCCCGCGUCAGCGUGCCUGCGCGAGGAGCUCGUGACAUGCAUUGACGACGCGUCGCGGCAGCGCGAAGACGCGGUGGAGAAGAGCGCGGCGCUGCAGCAGGUGCUCGCGGAGGUGAUGCGGCGCGUCGACGUGCUGGCCGACAGCGUCGCCGGGUACCGCAUGGACGUGCGGGUGCCGCCGACGGAGCCCGAGAACCUCGUCACGCACCUGCAGCUGCUGGAGCAGAAGAUAAUGUCCCUCGCCGACGAGGCAGUGAGCCGCGGUGGGCCGAGCGUCGCGCCCAACGCGAUGGGCGCCGUUUUGCCCCCUGGCAACACGCGCGUUAAGUUGCCGCACAGCACGGCGUCCAACGCGAAUAACAUCAGCAAGAGCCCCGACGGCGCCAGCUGCAGUAGCGACGGCGGCAGCUUCGGCAUCAUUCCCACCGGUGACUCGGCGGGGCCAAACGCGUCCGUCUGCUCGAGCGUGUCGGACGAGAAGGAGGCGGUGAGGACGAGCGACAGGGCGGCGGCGCUAUUAGACAUUGACGAGCCGCUUGGGCGCGAACAAAUCAAGCGGCUCGCGGCAGUCGUGCUGCGUCGCGAAGCGCGACGACAGCAGAGGGAAGAGAAGCGCGUCUAA